This is a messenger RNA of Tilletiopsis washingtonensis, 279 nucleotides long. RefSeq names its product L30e-like protein. Gene Ontology annotation, cellular component: cytosolic large ribosomal subunit. Bases 1 to 279 code for a protein of 92 amino acids. Gene Ontology annotation, molecular function: RNA binding; structural constituent of ribosome. The transcript is spliced from 2 exons. The record is from RefSeq and is a predicted model, not a curated record. Lineage: Eukaryota; Fungi; Basidiomycota; Exobasidiomycetes; Entylomatales.
AUGGCGCCGGCACAGAAGAAGUCCAAGUCUGCGGACAACAUCAACUCCAAGCUCGCGCUCGUCAUGCGCUCGGGCAAGGUGUCGCUCGGCCUCAAGUCGGCCCUGAAGAGCAUGCGCAGCGGCAAGGCCAAGCUCGUGCUCAUCAGCGCCAACACGCCGCCGCUGCGCAAGAGCGAGAUUGAGUACUACGCCAUGCUCAGCAAGACGAGCGUGCACCACUUCCAGGGCAGCAACGUGGCGCUGGGCACUGCGGCCGGAAAGCUGUUCCGCGUGGGGUGA